GGGAAGCGCCCGCCUUCUACGCGUCUCUGUUGCCGUAGUAACUAGCUGCGAUCCUGUGAAGAGCGGAAGUGGAGCUUCCCGCCAAGUGUUGGCCUGAGUGAAGCGCGGAGAGUUUGACUGAGGCAUGGCGGAUAUUUUCGAAGGGCCUCGGCCUCGCAUAGCCACCAGUCAAUUGGCGCAGCACAUCGGGAAACCCGUCUGUUUUGUGGGGCGGGUGGAAAAGAUCCACGCAUCUGGGAAGUAUUUCUUUCUGUCAGAUGGAGAUGGAAAAAAUGCAACUAUUGAGCUCAGUGACCCUCUAUCUGAAGAGCUUUCAGGAGUCAUUGAAGUAGUGGGAAGAGUUACAAAUCAAGCAAACAUCUUGUGUAUGUCAUAUACCCAAUUCAGAGAGGAUAAAAGCAUGUUUGAUCUUUCACUAUAUAACGAAGCUCUAAAAAUUAUCCAUGAAUUUUCUGAGUAUUACCCUUUUGGGGCUGAAGCAUGACUGACACUUUCUCUAAUGACAUCAGAAUGGACAAUUCUAUAAUAUUUAAUAUGACAAAAACUGUGGGAAAUAAACUUGCUUAAAAUGUUUUUGGAGCAGUCUGGUGUGCUAACAAUGCAGUAUAGAAACUGUUGGAUUUGGAUUCUUACCAGUGAAUCUAAAUAGAAGUUUAAUCUCGGAGAAACCCAGUUUCCAGUGAAAAGCAAUAUUUCUUGAUAAAUAAACAUCUGACUAUUUUUAAUAGACUAACAUUCAGGUAUAUUGGGGCUCAGGAUAAAAAUAUACAAAAAUACCUAUUAAUUUUA
This is a messenger RNA of Sphaerodactylus townsendi, 789 nucleotides long. It is a transcript of the gene RPA3, whose product is annotated as replication protein A3. The transcript has 4 exons. Gene Ontology annotation, biological process: nucleotide-excision repair; double-strand break repair via homologous recombination; base-excision repair. Bases 125 to 484 code for a protein of 119 amino acids. Gene Ontology annotation, molecular function: damaged DNA binding; single-stranded DNA binding. The record is from RefSeq and is a predicted model, not a curated record. Gene Ontology annotation, cellular component: nucleus; DNA replication factor A complex; site of double-strand break. Lineage: Eukaryota; Metazoa; Chordata; Lepidosauria; Squamata; Sphaerodactylidae.